AUGCUGAGACUGAAGAGAUUAAGCUCUAUUACACCAGCAAUUGUAAGUUCAAGACCCUUCCUCACACAAGAAGAUAAGCUCUUCUCUCGUAUCCCUUCUCAUAAUCCAUCACAAUGGACUUCCAAUCGCUUCCUCGACAUUCACCAGAUUGGAAACAAAGCUGCAAUCGAGAAAGAGCGUGCUCGGCUUGCAGAUGAGAUGAAUAGGGGUUACUUUGCUGACAUUUCAGAGUUGAAGCAACAUGGUGGUAAGAUUGCAAUGGCUAAUAAGAUCAUAAUUCCAGCCAUGGCAGCUGUAAAGUUUCCUGCAUUAGAAGUGAACUAUUCUGAUGGGUCAAGUCUUAAGCUGCCCAUUGCAUCUGAUGGAAAUGAUGUUGAUGCCUACAAAUCAGAUGUCCCAAAGGCAUCCCUACUGUGUCUUUCUUUCCGUGCAAACUCGCAGGGAAUGACUGAUUCUUGGUGCGUACCUUUUCUCGAUGCUUUCAGUAACUCGGAGAAAGUUCAGUUAUAUGAGGUAUUUUGA
Molecule: messenger RNA, 522 nt
Organism: Ilex paraguariensis (yerba mate)
Lineage: Eukaryota; Viridiplantae; Streptophyta; Magnoliopsida; Aquifoliales; Aquifoliaceae
Source: the annotation of a GenBank genome assembly